UUCCCCUCAUAGUAUCAUCUACAUACUUACGCUUAAGCCAACAACACAAACUCUGAUCUUUUUGUGAUCUUCUCUUGAAUCAUCAGCUGAAAUGACAACUCCAGACCGCCUGGUAAUGGAAAGCCCCAGAUCACCUCUACAACCUCCAACUUAUGGAGAUCUAAUCACUGUCCUCAGUAUUGAUGGAGGUGGAAUAAGAGGAAUCAUACCUGGAGUCAUCCUUGGAUUCUUGGAAUCUGAGCUUCAGAAAUUAGAUGGUGAAGAUGCAAGGCUUGCAGAUUAUUUUGAUGUGAUCUCUGGAACAAGCACUGGUGGACUUGUGACUGCUAUGCUAACAGCCCCUAACGACAAAAGCCGACCUUUAUUUGCUGCAAAGGAUAUCAAGGAAUUCUAUCUUGAUCACUGCCCCAAAAUCUUCCCUCAAGAUGGUGUACCUUUUGGUUCUGCUGGAAAGCUAGUCAAAUCUCUAACAGGUCCGAAAUAUGAUGGAAAAUAUCUGCACAAGCUUGUCAAGGAAAAGUUGGGAGACAUCAAAUUGCACCAAGCCUUGACAAACAUUGUGAUCCCCACUUUCGACGUCAAGAGACUACAGCCAACCAUCUUCACCUCCUAUGAGGUAAAGAACAACUCAAACCCAUUGAAAGAUGCUCCUUUGGCGGAUAUAUGCAUUGCAACUUCAGCCGCUCCAACUUAUCUUCCAGCGUAUCGUUUCGACACCAAAGACUCCACCGGAAAAAUUAGGGCAUUCCAUCUCAUUGACGGUGGCGUUGCGGCUAACAAUCCGACAUUGAUUGCAAUUAGUGAAGUAACAAAGGAAAUCACAAAGGGCAACUCUGACUUAUCCCACAUAAAAGCAGCAGACUAUGGUAGAUUCCUAGUCAUAUCACUAGGAACCGGUGUAGCAAAGAGUGAAGAGAAGUAUAAUGCGGAAGAAGUAGCUGGUUGGGGUGUCAUAAGCUGGCUAACUGCUCACGACUCAACGCCUUUAAUCGAUGUUUUCAGUGAAGCCAGUAGCGACCUCGUUGACUCCCACAUGGCCACUGUCUUCCAAGCCAUUCACCACAAAGAAAACUAUCUCCGUAUCCAGGACGAUACGUUGACAGGAAACGUGUCGUCUGUGGACAUUGCAACGAAGGAGAACUUGGAAGCUCUUGUCCAAGUUGGGGAGAAGCUGUUGAAGAAACCAGUGGGAAGGGUGAAUUUAGAAACUGGCGUUCAUGAGCCUGUUGGUGACGUUACUAAUGAAGAGGCUCUAACAAAGUUGGCAAAAAUACUCUCAAGGGAGAAGCAGCUUCGUGAGAUAAGGUCUCCCAAAGGGAAGGUUGCCACAUCUGAGUGAAACAUGUCAAAUUUUCUUGAAUUUACUAUUUUCCGGAUCAUUUGUUGAAAUUUAUUUUGUUACAAGUAUAUGUAAUGACUCCAUAAUAUUCUGUACUAAUAUAAGUUCAUAAUAUAACAUUAUAUUUUAAAGUUUUAAAUUUAGAUGAAUGUCUAA
Messenger RNA from Tripterygium wilfordii, 1495 nucleotides. RefSeq names its product patatin-like protein 2. Bases 92 to 1339 code for a protein of 415 amino acids. Gene Ontology annotation, biological process: lipid metabolic process. The transcript is spliced from 6 exons. NCBI's taxonomy places the organism in Eukaryota, Viridiplantae, Streptophyta, Magnoliopsida, Celastrales, Celastraceae. The record is from RefSeq and is a predicted model, not a curated record. Gene Ontology annotation, molecular function: glycerophospholipase activity; monoacylglycerol lipase activity.